Messenger RNA from Knipowitschia caucasica, 489 nucleotides. Lineage: Eukaryota; Metazoa; Chordata; Actinopteri; Gobiiformes; Gobiidae. The record is from the annotation of a GenBank genome assembly.
AUGUGUCUCUUUUUGGAUCAUUUACACAAGCAAUUUUUCAAAAUGUUAAGAAAAGCAUCUGCACAGAUCAUGAGACAGAUGGUGAGGCACAGAAGCACAGACCCAAGUCUGAUUCUAGAAAGAUCCAUUAAUCGAGUGCAGCUAUUGGGCAGAGUUGGGCAGGACCCAGUAAUGAGACAAGUUGAAGGUCGAAAUCCAGUUACAAUCUUCUCACUGGCGACCAAUGAAAUGUGGCGCUCUGGAGAAGGAGAGGUUAACCCAGGAUCUGGUGAUAUCAGUCAAAAGACGACCUGGCACCGUGUGUCCAUAUUUAAACCCGGGUUGAGAGACGUAGCUUACCAGUACGUCAAAAAAGGCUCCAGGAUUCUAGUGGAAGGAAAACUCGACUAUGGAGAGUACGUAGAUAAAAACCAAGUCAGACGUCAGGCAACCACCAUUAUUGCAGAUAACAUUGUUUUCCUCAGCGACAACAUAAGGGACAGAACAUGA